CAGUAAUUUUCCCAUUGUGAAUAGGUCUAAUUCAACUCAAUAAACAACUGGGGAUCUCUUUGGCUUGAUGUAUUAUGACAAGAACUGAAUUUUGACAACCAAUUAUUCCACAGCCAUUCAUAGAACGCAUAUUAGGUCCAUAUUGGCAACCCUAUGGCAAGUGUGCCAGAAGGGGCUGCUCCCCUCCCUUCUCCAUGAACACCUUAAGGACAUUUUUCAUAUCGCCCACCCCUCUGCCCAGCAGUCCAAAGGGAGUACUUCCUCCCUCCCCUGUCUGAGGUGUUUGGUGAUAUGGACCAAGUUCAGAUGACAACUGAGGGCUCUGACUGCCGCUGCAAGUGCAUCCUGAGACCCCUGAGCAAGGAUGCCUGCAGCCGCGUCCGCAGUGGGAGUAUGAGGGUGGAAGACUUCUACACAGUGGAAACUGUGAGUUCGGGGGCUGAUUGCCGCUGCUCCUGUACUGCUCCCCCUUCCUCUCUCAACCCCUGUGAGAAUGAAUGGAAGAUGGAAAAGCUCAAGAAGCAAGCGCCAGAGCUCUUCAAGCUCCAGUCCAUGGUUGACCUCCUGGAAGGGACAUUGUACAGUAUGGACCUGAUGAAAGUCCACGCCUACAUCAACAAAGUAGCCUCUCAGAUGAACACCCUGGAAGAGACCAUUAAGACAAACCUUAGCCGGGAGAAUGAUUUCAUGAAAGAAAGCGUGGCCCACCUGACCCACCAGAUGAAGCGUUAUGAGAACUACUCAGACAUCAUGAUGAGUAUUAAGAAGGAGAUUUCCAGCUUGGGCUAUCAGUUGCUACAGAAGGAUGCAGCUGCUGGUCCUGAGACCAAAGCCCAGGACACAGCUGGUGGAAAAGGCAAGGAAGCCAACAAAUAUUCUGGAGUCAAGAAAAACUUUGGGGACAAGGCUGUCCCAAAAGCUCCCAAAGAGAAGCUCCUGAAGGUGGAGAAGGUGAAGAAAGACACAGUGAAGGUCAAACCCCCGCAGGCCACAGCCAGGCCCCGAGCCCACCCACACCAGCAAGCUGUGAUCCGGGGCAUCACCUACUACAAAUCCACAAAGCAGGAGGAGGUGAAGGACACAGCUGAAAAUACCCUGAAGGGGGUAACCGGACUGGAGCAGCAAGAAACCAAGGAAGGAAGACACGUGGAAUCCAACUCCGCUCAGCAAGAGGAAGAGGAGGCUACAGAUGAAGGAGACCCCAACCCUAGCACUCCCACAAGCACCACUCCUCUUCCCACCACCCUGGUGGCCAGCACCACCACCACCACUACCAGCAGCCCCCUGGUCACCAUACUGUCCAUUGGAUACAAUGCUGCAGGCCCCAAUGGGUCUGAAAGUCCUAAUCAAGUCAAAGAAGUAGAAUGUGAAGGCACCAUUAAGUCUGUUGAUCCCCCUGUGAAACAACAUAGCUAUGGAAGGAAUGAAGGCGCUUGGAUGAAGGAUCCUACGGCCCGUGAUGACAAGAUCUAUGUCACCAACUACUACUAUGGGAACAGUCUGGUGGAGUUCCGUAAUCUGGACAACUUCCAACAAGGCCGCUGGAGUAACAUGUACAAACUCCCCUACAACUGGAUCGGGACGGGCCACGUGGUGUUCCAGGGUGCCUUCUACUACAAUCGAGCCUUCACCAAGAACAUUAUCAAAUACGACCUGCGGCAGCGCUACGUGGCGGCCUGGACCCUGCUGCCAGACGUGGUGUACGAGGACACCACCCCGUGGAAGUGGCGAGGCCACUCUGACAUCGACUUUGCCGUGGACGAGAGCGGCCUGUGGGUCAUCUACCCCUCGGUGGACGAGGGCGGCUUCUCCCAGCAGGAGGUGAUCGUGCUGAGCCGGCUGGACCCCGGCGACCUGUCUGUGAGGCGGGAGACCACCUGGAAAACCCGCCUGAGGCGCAACUCCUACGGGAACUGCUUCCUGGUGUGCGGGAUCCUGUAUGCCGUGGAUGUUUACAACCAGAGGGAGGGGCAGAUCUCCUACGCCUUCGACACGCACACCAACACUGACGCCCACCCCAGGCUGCCCUUCCUCAACGAGCACUCCUUCACCACCCAGAUCGACUACAAUCCCAAAGAGAGGGUCCUCUAUGCCUGGGACAACGGCCACCAGGUGACCUACACCCUCCACUUCGUGGUCUGAGGGACGCCGGGUCCUCUCUCCCAGCACACUGGGAAGCCCUGUGGGGCAAUCCCCCAAGGCACAGAGGGAGGAGCGCCCCCUCUGACCCGACUCAUGGCGGCCCCCACGCCCAGGGAACAGGGGGGUUUGGGUACAUUUCUGGGACUACCCAGACUGGAGGGGUGUUGCUGGGGGUCGGGGAGAGAGAGAUGGGGAACAAAAGGGGGGCACGCUUCCCAGAAGACGUGGAAAAGGCUUGGCCUGUCCCUCAAAGCUUUCUAGGACUAGACUCCCCCCAUUCUCUCUCUCUCCUUUCCUCUUUUCUCCUUCCUCUUUCUCUUCAUUCUUGGAAUAAAAAUCAGUUGUACUUCUGCAACCAGAACCAGGAGACGGGCCACUGGAGCCCAGAGAAUGACAUAAUCCUAGAACUCUGGGUUGGAGGGAACCUCCAAGGUCAUCGCGUCCAAACUGGCCUCUUUCACGGAAACCGGGGCCAUGCUCAUUUCGUACCUGAAACAAUGCAUGUGAUGGCAUAAUAGGGGCAGGCUUUAUAUAUCGCACAGUGCUCCAAAGAGCAGGGAGGCUCCUGGCCUGCUUGUUCUUUCUCCCAGUGCAGGUUCUAACCAGCCCCUGGGCCACCCCCCAGGGGAGAGGUUUCAUAGAUCUCUGGGGCCAGAAUUCAUCUCCUGGAGGCCAUCCUUCCAUCGGGGAGUCUCUCUGCAGUCAGCUAGGAUGGCUGGUCCCCAGGGGCAGAAACACUCCGUCACUGGGCUAUUCUACCGGAACUUGGCUUCAUUGGCACAGCCUAAAAGAAAGCACACAAUGAGGAUGUAUUAGUGGAAGGAACAUCAAUGAGGUUAUCAUAUAUGUAACUAUGUGUGUGUGUGUGUGUGUGUGUGUGUGUGUGUGUCAGAGGUAACGAGAGGGCAUUCUUGGUUCGUCUUUUUGUCCCUAUUUGUCUACCCAAGAAGCAGUCAUUUCCCUGGGGCUAAUUUAAUUUAAUUCAGUGCAGUAUAGCCUAGUAGAAAGAGCACUUAUUGGGGAAUAAAAAGGCCAACAGCCUUAAAACCGACUCCGACUCUUGCAUUUUGGUCAAAUCGGGUCCCCUCUCUCUGGGCCUCAGUUUCUUCCUCUGUAAAAUGAAAGAGAUCUUAUGAUCCUAAAUCUGGCUCUACAUCCUGUGAUUCUAUGGAUCAGAGAAGAGAGUCAGUGCAGAGGCCUGGACUUGGUGCAAGGGGACCUGUGUGUGCUUAAACUAGGGGCCCUGGGUUCAGGUCCUGACUCUGUACCCCUACUACAAAUGGAUGAAUGCUUGGACAAACCCCUUUCACCUCCACUGGCUUUUUGUUUUUGUUUUUUUGUUUGUUUGUUUGUUUGUUUUCCCUGUGAAACCGAGGGAAUCAGAUUAAAUGGCCUUUCAAGUCCUUUCCAACUUUUGAUCCAGUGGUUCUAUGGACUUAUGUCAAUUUAAAAAAAUAUUAACUAUCUUCUAUAUGCAAGAGACCUCUGCUCAGCCCUGGUUUGGGGAACGUUUCCCUUCUCUUGGCAAACCUGGGCUGUGUUUAGCCUCCGGCCUCUUCAGGCUGCUCUGAUCCAAGCUCAGGCCCGUGGCUUCCUCAUCUCUUGGGAUGCUGUUUGUUGUACACUGUCCGACACACAUUCCAUCCCUCCACAGUCACCCCUGAGCCGGCCUGAAAUCAAAUACCAAGAAAACAUGGGAGCUUGUUCCAGGUCCUCUCCCUUUCUUCUGCACUUAUUUUUCUUUUGUAAUUCAUAAAUGUUGUCAUCUAUUUCUGCAGUCGGGGCCCAAGAAUGCUCUAAGUGUCUUCGUGCCAGGAAAUGUCGGGAGGGGAACCGUUUCCAUCAGCUCGUCCUCCGCUUUUCUCUCUCCGCCUCCAAUUCUGGCCCAGCCUGAGGCUCCCUCCCACGGUAGAAAUGCUUGCUUUGGCCAAAAGCCGGAUAACUUUGCCCUCUAUCCCACUCCCCGCCCCCAUUCCCAUCUUGGUAUCACACAGUAGAUGAUCCUGGCAGCUUUCGCAGUGCCCCCAUCUCGAGGUUCCCAGAGUGCACCUGCUAAAGCCACAUCGUCCCAUGUAAAUGACCUUUGGUGAGUCAUUUCUCUAGGCCCCAGUUUCCUCAUCUGCAAAGCAGGGGACUUGGACUGUGUGAUCUCUAAAGUCCUUUCUAGGUCUAAAUCCCAUCCCAAUGGGCCUUUUAAGCAUGCUCUCUACACUCUCAGGGAAACUUUCAUCAGAUAUAAUCACCUGUCCCAAAUCAUACUGCAAACCAACAAAAACCUUUGCUCUUUGCCAGGCUAUCAAACUUGGUAUUGGUCUGAAUUCUCUUAAAACAGGUUACACACUUCAAAUUAGACAUUUUUGGAAGAAGAAGGAAUAAUGGUGAAAUGAUGGAAGGUACAGAAACAAUUUAACAAUCAGAACUAGCUAAAAGUGCAACAGGCUAUUUCUAGAGGUGAUGAGUCUCUCAUCACUAGCAGUCUUCAAGUAAAGCUUGGGUGACCAAUUGUCAGGGAUAUGAUACAAGGGUAUCAUAUGAUAAAUUCGUGUACCUGUUGAACUUGAUGACUUUUAAGGACCCCUUCAGCUCUGAAAUUCUGUAUUUUGAUGGAGGAACUUGGUAUAGCACUGAUGGAUUCUAAGUCAAAGAAGACCACUUUGUUACCUGGCUCUUCUACUUACUCUUUGUGUGCCCUUGGACAAAUCAUUUAGCCUCUUUGGGCCUCAGGUUCCUCAUCUGUCAAAUGAGGGAGUUGAACUAGAUAAUUUCUAAGACCCCUUCCAGCUCUGAAUUUCUGCGAUCCUUAGAAAAACAAGCUUCAGACUUGGGUUGAACAAUGGCACCCAUUAUGGGCUGAACUGGGAUUUGUUUCAAAGGAGAGGGUGGGAAUAAUAUGGCCUAUACUCAGACCAAUAUUGUAUGUGCAAGGAGCAACUUUAUCCAUCAUUCCUUUUAAAAUGCCAUCCUAACUCUACUGGAUUCAGGUCAAACUACCAAGAUGAGGAUAUCCUUUGAAAUUUUGUCUCAAUAGCUGGGAUCCCAGCCUGGGGAGAGCAGGAAUCUCCUGAACUCUUCAGCUUGGAAGGAGAUUUGCAUCUGGUUUGUGACUGGAAAAGGUUUUCCAAAGGAAAGGGGAGACCUGUGAUUGGCCAGAGACAACCGGGGAGUUGUGAAAAAGGGAAAAUGGAGGAAGGAGGUCAGACUUUCUGAAAGAACACCAACCCUGAAUGGGAGGAUUGUUUGAUGGGAGAACCACAGUCAGAUCUGAAUGAAGACACUGGGUAGAGUUUUGAAAUAGUCUUGGAUUGGGAAUGUAGGAUCCUGAAUUUGAGUGUCAACGCUGCUAUUAAUACCAUAUAACCUUGAACAAACCAUGUCCCUUCUACUAAUUUUUAUCUUUAAGUAGAGAAGGAUGGUUUAGAUUAUCUUUAAAAGUUCUUUCAAAUAAUCUGUUUUAUGAUCCAGCAUUCCUCUAAUCAUCUUUCUUCUCAGAUUCCUUCUAGUUGUCCCAUUCUAUGUUCUAAGAGCUCUUUGUGCUAAUAUGAAAUCUUGACAUGAAAUCUCUUAGCACUCUGGUUCAGGCCCUAAUCACCUCUUAGCUGGAGUAUUGCAAUAAUUUAUUAUUCUUUCUAAUUGGUCUCCUUGCCUUAACUCUUUCCAAUGCAACCCAUUCUCCACCCAGCCACCAAAGUGAUUUUCUUAAAACUCAUGUUAGACCUUGUUCUUCCUCUUCACAAUAAACUCCUAAGGCCUUUUAUUAUUAACACUAGAAGGAAAUAUAAAUUCCAUUCAUUUCCAUUUACCAUUUUUAUAACCUGGCCUCUUCCUGCCUUUCUUCCACACUUUACAACACAUCCACACUGGCCUCCUUGCUAUUUCUUGCCCACAACACUCCAUUUCUGUGGCUCUCUUUCCCCUCUGCCUGGAAUGUUCUCUCUCCUCAUCUUUUCCUCCUUGCUCCCCUAGUUUCCUUCAAGACAUGGCUCAAAUUGGACUUUUUUAGUCCCCUCCAGCUACUUAUGCCUUCCCCACUGAGAUUACCUUCCAUCUACUCUAUAUAGACCUUGAACACUUGUGGUUAUUUUUAUGUUUUUCCCCCUUUAGAAUGUAUGUUCCUUGAGGAGCAAGGAUUUGUUUUGCCUGGCACAUAGUAAGUGCUUAAUAAAUGUUUCUUAACUGACCCCCUGGCAUGCUAUGAUUCUGUUCUAGAUCUCUUCUAUCUCUGACAUUCUAUAUAUUCUGAGGUCAAUCCAGUUCUAAUGUUUUUGGUUCUAAGGCCCCCACUAGCUCUUACAUUCUCAAGGUGACAUCCAUCCCAGUGGUUGGAACCCCUGACACCAAUAAGCCCAGGACAUUCUGUCCCUAAAAUAACCCCAGCUGCAGUGGGUUUUUUUCAACCCUUCCUUUCUCUUUUAGUAAUGUGCAGAUGGAAAAUUUGCAACACCUGAGCUACAUUCCCAGCAUCCUUUUAAGUUACAUUCUCAUUUUACAUAAGGAUGCUUAGGAGAUAAAUUUGGCUGAGACCCACUCUGCAGGGCUCCUUUUUUGGAGCUUGUGCUUUUGGUAAAGUGCUACAGGGGUGAGUCUCUGUCUCUCUUUGCUCUACUCACUUGUCUGAUUUCCCUCUCUUUUGAUUUAGUAUUAAAAAUCCCAUAUAUUUUUAAAUACUAGAAAUAUUUAUUCAUUUUUACUCCUACAGUAACAAUUCUAAGACGGAAGGACAAGGGCUAGGCAAUGGGGGUUAAGUAACUUGCCCACGAUCACACAGCUAGGAGGUAUCUGAAGCCAAUUUGAACCCAGAUCCUCCCAAUUCCAGGUCUGUGCUCUAUCCAUUGGACUACCCAUCUGUCCCACUCAGUGUUUAUUGUAAAGGUGUGCAUAGACAUUCUCACCUGCUUCUCAAAUAGGCAAGAGUAUUUCAUAUGAUUUCCUUUACGGUGUUGUCUUCUUUCAGAAUCUUUUCAUGGCUUCUCUUUCUCCCACUGAUUCUCCCUAGUGUAAGAAUUGAAAAUAAUGUUUCUACCCAGAUAUAUAUUUUAUAAAGUUUAUUGGAAGGGUAGACAAACAUUCCUAUAAGUAACCUGACCACGUGGCGCCUCGCCUGCAAGUCUCUUCUCUCCUUCCCCUCACCUGCCUCCUCUGUUCCCUUCUCAGUGCUCCCCCGAUUCUCCCAAAACCUUGACUUUUAUUGACAUACAGAACAUAGAAGUAGGCAACCCUGGUGCAACUCUGCUAUGUCAGGAAUGUUUGAUAGACAGGUAAAGUUACUCAGGAGGGGGAGGGGAUAAAACUUCCUUGACGCACCAGGAAGGUGAGGACUUUGUGGUACUCCCCUCUCCCAAUCCCCCAGAAGACCUAGUGUAACAUCUGUUUGACAGUAGAUUCCGUGUCCCAGUCUGUAAGCACAUUUCCUUGUGAAUCCCAGCUCCCCAUGCAGUGGAUGGUGGAGAGUAGCCAGAGAUCAUGGAAUCAUUGACUCAUUGACUCAGGAAUGGGAUGAAGUUGUGUUCAAAUACAGUAAUCAAAAGGUUUUAGAGGUGGAAGGAACCAUGAAUAUCUACUUUCAGACCUAUAUUCUAAUCCUGACUUUUCUGUCCUGCCAUUGUGACCUGGAGCAAUGCCCUUAAUUGCUCUUGAUCCCAGUUUCUUUCCCUAAAAAGAGGGGUUUGACUGGUGGAUGUCUCGGGUUCCUUUUAGUUCUAAUAUUCUAAAAUCCUUUGAUAAUCAAUCCCAUGUCUAUAGUGCUUUAAGGUUGAUAAAUCCUUUUCCUAACAACAACCAUGUGAGUUAAGCCAGCUAAUAUUAUUGUCCAGUUUCCCAUGGCAGUAUGGAAAAGUCCUUUCUACCUCCCAGAGACUAUAACGUUUUAUCCCUAACCCUCACUGCAAAGAGCUGCCCCAACGCCAUUGUAUGCUUAGUCUGGACGGGUCAACUAGAACAGUCAUAGCAUUAUUUUUGGACACGGGCAUCCUAUGGAGCCCAAUUUGCCCCACUUGGAGCUGUUCUGAGAGUCUCUAAGAAGAGAGGAAGAAAUAGAAGUUUCCCUCCAUCAUCCAGAAUUGGUUUCUUCAGUGCCUCUAGUGCAGGGGAUGAAAAAUUUAAGUCCUGCGGAUCAAAUUUGCUCUAUUGACCAUUUUUGGUACUACUGUGAGCUGAGGAUGGUUUGGGCAUUUUAGAAUAAUGUCAUAUUGUAUUUAAAAAUGGGAAGGCCUUAUAAAAACAGGCAGAGAACCAUAGUUUGCCAAACCCAGCUCUAAUCCAAAAGUUCUCCCAUCCCCCUUACAAAGGCCUGAUCGACGGGAGAAUUACCUUAUAAAGCAAAGUACACAAGUGUGUGUCAUGUAGAAUCUGCUUAUAUCAGUCAUGCAUCCACAUUGGUUGGCAUCUUUUUUUUUUAAACCUGUAACAAGCUUUUGAAAUAAAAGAAAAAUAUAAUCCUAAA
Molecule: messenger RNA, 8581 nt
Organism: Monodelphis domestica (gray short-tailed opossum)
Lineage: Eukaryota; Metazoa; Chordata; Mammalia; Didelphimorphia; Didelphidae
Source: RefSeq, a predicted model, not a curated record